CUUUUAAAAGUGAGCUCCUCUGGAGCCGGGUUGCACUGAAGUCCUCCAUCGAGCGUAAGGAAGAGUUCUUUUGGGUGGCGGGAACAUGGACAAAAUCUGUUCAGUCCAGCUCUGCCUUGGGCUCCUAAUUGUUUUCUCCAUAAUGCUGUUGAUACCGUCUGCACAUGGAAAACCUCUUGCACUACAAGAAAACCCCGGGUUUCCGGAGAGAGGAGACACCAAUCACCAAGACGCGCUGCUGACUCUGCUGCUUAACAAAAACCUCGGCUGGAGGCAACCCGCGGAUAGCAACUUGGAGCUGGCAAAGAAAUUUGAAGAACUUGAACAGCUGGAGAAGUUAAAGGAGCAGCUUUUGGCUGGGGAAGGCUCUGAAGAGGCCUAUGCCGAGCCUGCUUUUGGAAGUACUGCGUGUGAAGCCCAGCUGGGACUGGAAGAGAGAGAGAAGGACGGCCCCGAAUCGCCUCGCUGUGGUGUCCCCGUGUUAACGUCCUCCUAG
Chrysemys picta bellii (western painted turtle) is the source of this 496-nucleotide messenger RNA. The record is from RefSeq and is a predicted model, not a curated record. Lineage: Eukaryota; Metazoa; Chordata; Testudines; Emydidae.